Messenger RNA from Sphaeroforma arctica JP610, 1757 nucleotides. RefSeq lists its product as hypothetical. The transcript has 4 exons. Lineage: Eukaryota; Ichthyosporea; Ichthyophonida. Gene Ontology annotation, biological process: mannose trimming involved in glycoprotein ERAD pathway; endoplasmic reticulum mannose trimming; carbohydrate metabolic process. The record is from RefSeq and is a predicted model, not a curated record. The annotation marks the transcript as partial. Gene Ontology annotation, cellular component: membrane; endoplasmic reticulum. Gene Ontology annotation, molecular function: mannosyl-oligosaccharide 1,2-alpha-mannosidase activity; calcium ion binding.
ACUGGAUACUGUAAAGAUAGCACGCAUACUAUACUAUCUACACACGCACAUUACACUCAUACAUAGACUCAUACUAACGUACAUACAACACUCAUGCUACAUACGUACAUACAACGCGCAUACUGUAUACGUACAUAAAACACGCAUACUAUAUACGUACAUACAACACGCAUACUAUUUACAUGCAUACAUAAACACUCGUACUACACACACUCACCCGAACUACAAGCAGCUGCUCUUAUAGUUCUGGUGUUAUAUGGAUCCUGCAUUCACCUCGUGAAAACCAUGAAUCACAUCCAGCCUCGUUUAAUUGACCCGAGGUUAUGAUUAUAUACACGUACAUGGUUAGGUCUUAAUUACGCAUUCGUUCAACAUGCGAUGGUACAGCUUCCGGAUGCUUGUGGCCGUAGUGCUAUGUCUCCUUGCAUCGCCACAAUGGGUGCGCGCAGAAGUAACAGAUAAACACCCAACGACUAGUCCAGUAAAUGAUGUUGUAGAUGUAAACACACAUUCUAGUAAUGAGGGUACACAUAAAUCAACUCACUCAGACAUCGAUGCAGUCGAUGUGAACACUCAACCAAGUAGUGGGGAUGCACUCAAAUCAACUCACGCAGACAUCGAUACAGUCGAUGUGAGGACGCAAUCAGACAAAAGAACAAAUGCACACACUCGCCUGGACAAAGGUCAGCCAUCAGAGAUUGCCCAAGAAGAACCACGUACGCAUGUCGAUGGGAUUGCUGACUCACACACACAUGGACCUAAUAAAGUCCAAAAGGCUGAAGAGGAGGUGCAAGGGGGUACACACAGGGAUACUCGGGAUAAUGGACCGGAUACUGAUGAGUUGGAUAUAGAGAGCAGUGAACGUGUACACACAGAUACACAGCAACGCACACACCCGGACACAUCCGACCACGCACACGCGCAUGCACAGGCCCACGCCGACGCACCCCAAAAUCAGAAAAACGGACCAUCGGUGCACCGGUACACACGAAAGGAGCGCAUAGCCCUAUCUGAGGAGGUCAAGGGCAUGUUUGCACAUGCCUUUAACGGAUACAUACAACACGCCUACCCGGCAGACGAACUCAAGCCAGUCACAUGCAACGCUCGGUGGCGACGAGAUGAUGAGUUUAGAGGGGACAUUGACAGGUGUAUGGGAAACUUCUCACUGACUCUGAUUGAUUCGCUGGAUACAAUUGCGGUUAUGGGAGAUACUGAGCUGUUCUUCACGGCCGUGAACACGGUUGUGACCACCGUGCACUUCAACACAUCCGUCGUGGUGAGUGUCUUCGAGGUGACUAUCCGUGUGCUCGGUGGUCUCCUGAGUGCUCAUGCGCUCGCCUUACACCUACUCGAGGAUAAGCACGCCAAGGACGUACACGGAGACGCCUUCGUUUACACUGGAGGUCUGUUGGAUCUGGCUGUAGACCUGGGUGAUAGGCUAUUGAAAGCGUUUGAUACGCAGUCCGGGCUGCCGUUGGUGCGGGUGGAUCUGGUGCACGGAGUGCCCGAGGGAGACGACCUCAACACGUGUACGGCCUGUGCAGGAACGGUGCUGUUGGAGUUUGUCACAUUGUCCCGAUUCUCAGGCAAUCCAAUCUACGAGUCCAAGGCCCGCAUAGCGAUGGUGGCCCUGUACGAGGGGAGGUAUCUCAGCAACCUCGUGUCCAGGACCUACAGUACAGUGACAGGGCAGUCGUCCGGUGCACAUGCCGGAGUGGGGGCCAGCAUCGACUCAUACUACGAGUAUCUCAUGAAAG